This is a messenger RNA of Danaus plexippus (monarch butterfly), 2834 nucleotides long. It is a transcript of the gene Snx21, whose product is annotated as sorting nexin-20. The record is from RefSeq and is a predicted model, not a curated record. Lineage: Eukaryota; Metazoa; Arthropoda; Insecta; Lepidoptera; Nymphalidae. Gene Ontology annotation, molecular function: phosphatidylinositol phosphate binding. Gene Ontology annotation, cellular component: early endosome membrane. The transcript is spliced from 4 exons. Bases 115 to 882 code for a protein of 255 amino acids. Gene Ontology annotation, biological process: protein transport.
AUUUCUUAAUCAUUAUUUACAAUCUAAUUAAAUGGCAUUCGAAUCUUGAACAGCUAAUGCUGUAGGCAUAAUAGUGUUUUAUUGAUAUUUUUUUGAACGCAGUAAGUCACUAAAAUGUUAAAGUUUGAAAUAGUUUCCUCUCGUAAAGUCGAGGGCGUAGACAAUGAAAAAAAAUUUGUAUCGUACAUGUUACAAGUAAGGCAAGAUUCCACGGAGUCCAGUGUGUUUGAUCCGGAUCCAGCGAACGUAGAAAGACGAUACACGCAUUUUUUAGAUCUUUACACAGGCCUCAAAAAAGAACACCCGACAAUAAUGAAUUCUGUUACAUUCCCAAGAAAGAUAGUUGUUGGAAAUUUCGACCCAAAUUUAAUAUCAUCCAGAUGUGCUGCGUUUGAAUCAUUGUUAAAUUUGAUAGCAAAUGAGUCACGACUCAGGGAUGCCCCGGCUGCUAUUGCAUUCUUUCAGAAUGUUGAAUUGAAUGAGUCCAGGAAAUUGAUAAACGAGGGGAAGUUUGACCAAGCGCUGUUUGUUUUAGAGACAAGUUUUAAACUGUUGAAUAAGGUAUACACAGACAGAUCCAGAGUUGUACUGAGUGUGCUAUGCAGGAUUGUAGCUUGUGCUGGAUACAGUGGAGGUACUCUGGCUGGGCCGGUGGAGAAAUGGGCCCAAUUAGCUCUGAGAAGAUACGAAGCCGUUAGUGAUUCAGACUUGUUGAUGAUAUAUGUACCACUUUUACACACCUGCAUAUCCAUGUGGGACACACUGGGUCGUGACAAAACAAAGUUGGUAGAGGAGUUAAACAAUCUGAGAAGACGAGGUAUGAAAGUAGAUUCAGUACCGAGCCUUAUGGACGCCGUCGAUGGCUUAGACACAAGCCUUUAACACUGACUAACUCCGUUAAGCAUAAGUUUUAUAGUAUUAUAAAUUAUUAUAUAAAUCGAUUAUGUAUAUAACAACACAUUAAUAAUAAUGAAGAAAUGUAUUUAUGGCCUUAGUAACAGAUUAACUUUACAGUUAGUUACCUCUUAGUGUGUAGCGCUGUUAUUUGAUGCCAGAAGCCAAUCAAUAUAUUAAAUCAUGAUAAAAAAUAUAUUUAACAUUGUAUAGUCUUAGUUAUUAAGUAUGAAAGCUUUAUGACUUCUUAUUGACAAAUUAAAAAUGUUGUACAUUUAAUAUGUGAGUAUGUUUGUAUGUUACAAAUUAAUGCUAAAAGAAAAAUGGUCUAAAAUACAUAAUAUAUGCUUUGUGACAUUUGUUGGAGGGCACACAUUGUGAUAUCUCAUACAUUAAGAUUAAAUGUAUUAUAAUGAAUGACAUGAUUUCAGAUCUAUUAACAUAAUUUAAAUCCUUAUACUCACUGGUGAUAGAAUUUUUUAAAGUAUUAUUGCCAUAUUUAAGUUUUUAAUAACGAGAAAAAAAUGCAUGUUAUUUAAUCUCGCUGAAUAUUGUUUUGAUAUUAAAAUUAAUUAUUAAUGGUAGAAAUUUAUAAUUUUUUUUAUUGCAACUUUAUAAUAGAUGUAUAUGGCAACUUUAGGAUAGUUUUUAGUGAAAAAAAAACUUGUCACAAUUAGUCAAUUUGAUAUUUAAGAAUAGUAAUGUGAUAAUCAUGACGAAUGGAGAAAUAAUAUUAUAAACUAGCGCUUUAAGUAUUACAAGUGAAAUACUUUUCUGCUUCAAUAGAUAUGAGAACUGGUUUUAUAAUAAUAUUGAGUUGACAAAACAUAUGUAACGACCAUUACGGAUGUCCUGAAUAUUGAAAAUAUAUUUUUUCCGUUCCAUUUGUAUUUUAAAAAUCCAUUAUCAAGCCUGGCAACACAAUGAAGAAACAUUAAAAACACAUAUGUAUAAUCACAUUGUUUUCGCUUAUACUAUUAAACUGUAUUAUGUUCAAGGAAAAUUUAUUUCUAGAUAUUAAAAAAGACGUAUAUACAUGUGUAUGAAAAACUGUUUUUGAACGGAAAAUUCUCAUUUUAUAUACUUACUUCCCACCGAUUUAUAAAAGUGGUAUCAUUAAAUUUUGUCAUAAACCUUUUUUAUAUCUCGUCAUAUUGGUUUUAAAUUUCUUAAUUAAUUUGUAAUUUAAAUUUAAAAAUCUGUACUGUACGCAGGACUCGAAUUUGUAACCACUGGAACAUAUUGUUCCAGAAACUUUAUCAUUUCCUUAAGUAUUUCAUAUAUAUAAUAUUAUUAAAGCAAGCCAUCUGAUUUUAUUAUAUUAAUUUAAACUAUAUACAAUUCCAUUUAAUUCAUUAUUCAAAAUCAAAUUUACAAACAAUAGAAAAUAUUCGUUAAGUCAUAAUAUUCUCGAAAUUUAAUUUUUUGUUUUUGAUAACUUCAUUUAAAAUUAUAAUCUGUAAUAAUUAUAUAGGGUGUACAAAUUCGCCAAUAAUAAAAUAGUAGAAAUUCAUUUAUCUUACAUAAAAUUGUAUAAAAACAAGUUGAAUUAUUUAGAAAUAUAUAGACUUUACUCAAACUUGAUAUAUUCAACAGCCAAAAUAUUUGAUAAUCACCUCAUGCAUAUUGAAAAUGUGAAUAAUGAGUAUGGUGAAGCGUCAUAUAAUGAUAUUGCCUAUAUGAUAAAUACCACUGGUAUAUUUUUUUGUAUUAUAUAAAACCUCUUUUACACAAAAAUCUAUUUAAAAACCUUAAUGAUAUGGCCAGUUAAAUUGUAACAAUGGCAUCAUAUAUUGCUUUAUAUGUUUAAUCUUGUUGUUUGUAAGAGCUUACAUUAAGUAAAAUAAACAAUUAUUCGCUGCCUAGCAUUGAUGGUAAUAAUCUAGUUUGUAGACUGAUGUUUUAUAUAUUUGUAGAUCUACAAUAAAGUUAUACAAUUC